CGAGCUGUCCCGCCCGUCCAACGCCUCACGCUGCGGCACACUAGCCGUUGCCCUCCUUCGCUUUUUCUCCUUUCAAAUUCGCUCCCUUCCCUUUCCCUUCCCUCUCACGCUGCCUCGCCGCAUCUAGCUAGGCUGAUAUCCCUGCUCCAAAGAACAAACCAAAAACAAAAUAAAACCCGCUCUAAAUCUUUCCAGUACUCCCUCUCUAUCUCUCUCAUCCUUCGAAUCCCAAGGAGGAGGCCAGAGAGGAGAGAGUGUGUGGGACACUGGGACUAGACUAGAGAGACGUUGCCGUUGCUGGUUGUUGUUAUUAACGCCGCCCCCUGCAUUCCUAUGCUCCUCGUUCUCCCGGGGCUCCUCCGUCCGUAAGGCACCGCCGCCGCGUCUCGGCUGGACCGACAGGCCGGCCGAUCCGUCUCCUCCUCCUCCUCCUCCUGCGGGUCGGCUUCGGGGACGAUGGCGGCGAGGGCGGCUGAUGAGAACAGAAGGCCGGGGGUGGGGAGGCCCGCGCCAUGCGUCCGAGACAUGGGGAGCCGGCGCGCGCUCACGGACAUCAAGAACCUCGUCGGGGUUGCCCCGAACCCCUGCGCCGUCGCCAAGAAGCCCGUGCUGCAGAAGAGCAGAAGGGACGAAAAGAAGACAGCGUUGCCAAGCAGCCGGCCGAUGACAAGGAAAUUCGUCGCCUCCUUGGCGAGCAAAGGGCAACCUGAAUGUCAGCCGACCGGAGCUGAUCCAGAACCCGGAGUUGAUCAACGGAAGGAACCAAUCGGCGAUGGCAUCAUUGAUAUCGACGUGGAACUGGACGAGCCGGUCGACGAUAGUGAUUGUGACGUCGACAUGGGUGAUGAGACAGAGAACAAGGACAUUAUGAACCAAGAUGAAUCGCUCAUGGAUAUUGAUAGUGCAGACUCGGGGAACCCGCUUGCAGCAACAGAAUAUGUUGAAGAGCUUUACAAGUUUUACAGAGAAAAUGAGGCUAAGAGUUGUGUAAACCCUGAUUACAUGUCCAGUCAGCAAGAUAUAAAUGCAAAGAUGAGAGCAAUUCUGAUUGACUGGCUGAUUGAGGUUCACUACAAGUUUGAACUGAUGGACGAGACGCUAUUUCUUACGGUAAACGUAAUAGAUAGAUUCUUGGAAAAGGAAGUGGUUCCAAGGAAGAAGCUACAACUGGUUGGAAUCACAGCUCUGCUUCUUGCUUGCAAAUAUGAGGAGGUCUCAGUUCCAGUUGUUGAGGACCUUGUGCUCAUUUCUGACCGUGCCUACACAAAAGGGCAAAUUCUAGAAAUGGAAAAGUUGAUUCUGAACACGCUGCAAUUCAACAUGUCUGUUCCAACACCUUAUGUCUUCAUGAAGAGGUUUCUGAAAGCAGCAGACGCAGAUAAACAGCUUGAGCUAGUGUCAUUUUUCAUGCUGGAGCUCUGCUUGGUAGAGUACCAAAUGCUGAAUUAUAGGCCUUCACAUCUGGCUGCCGCUGCGGUUUAUACUGCACAAUGUGCUAUUAACCGUUGCCAGCAGUGGACAAAGGUUUGCGAGUCACAUAGCAGAUACACUGGCGACCAACUCCUGGAGUGCUCGAGGAUGAUGGUAGACUUUCACCAGAAGGCUGGAACCGGCAAGCUCACUGGCGUGCACAGGAAGUACAGUACCUACAAGUUCGGGUGCGCGGCCAAGAUUUUGCCCGCGCAGUUCAUGCUGGAGUUAGGAGGGACAGCACCGCCUCCUUCAGGUGCAAUCUAAUUGAAUCGCCCUGUUUUAACUGGGUGGGGUUUUUUUAAAAAGAUUUUAGCAUACUCUCCGUGAACAAGAUGCAGAAAACAUCGUGUUGAUGUUGCCCAAAAGUGCAUCGAAUUUUCUUGGAGAAUUAUGAUUAACUGUUUUUUUUUUCUAUCCGUGUCCUGAAUGACGAGUGACGGACUGUUUUGUUAUACUGCGGCUAAUAACGAACUGUCCUGUUCAUGAAUGUUGUUGGAACCUUGUAAAGAAAAACAAGUCCUGAAUCAAAUGGUCAAAUGGAUCCUUUGUCCAAAAUGUUCUCUC
Messenger RNA from Zea mays, 2037 nucleotides. RefSeq names its product cyclin superfamily protein, putative. The transcript has 11 exons. The coding region runs from base 457 to 1737 and encodes 426 amino acids. Lineage: Eukaryota; Viridiplantae; Streptophyta; Magnoliopsida; Poales; Poaceae. The record is from RefSeq and is marked provisional.